This is a messenger RNA of Pteronotus mesoamericanus, 2422 nucleotides long. It is a transcript of the gene RMI1, whose product is annotated as RecQ mediated genome instability 1. Gene Ontology annotation, biological process: resolution of meiotic recombination intermediates; double-strand break repair via homologous recombination. Gene Ontology annotation, molecular function: nucleotide binding. Gene Ontology annotation, cellular component: nuclear body; RecQ family helicase-topoisomerase III complex. NCBI's taxonomy places the organism in Eukaryota, Metazoa, Chordata, Mammalia, Chiroptera, Mormoopidae. The record is from RefSeq and is a predicted model, not a curated record. The transcript has 4 exons. The coding region runs from base 551 to 2401 and encodes 616 amino acids.
UGGAUGGUUAUUUAAAAUAUUAUAGCUAAUAUUUCUUGGAUUCCCCACCCCGUGUUAAAUCUUGUGUUAGUAGUUUAAUGCUUAUUACAGUUCUGUGGAUAUGUUGUGGUUAUCUUUGUUUUAUGGAUGAAGAAAUUAAGACUAAGAGAAGUUAAAGAAUAUGUCUGAGGUCACAUAGCAGAGUUGGGAUUCAAACUCCUAAACCUAUUCUCCUCCUGUUUUUUAUCUUACAGUAGGUUAUGGAAGAUCCACAAAUAGCCCCACUGAUUACUUCUUUAUGAUUUCAGUCAUUACAUAUAAUUCUCCCCCUAAUUUUCAGAAAAUACCUUCUCAAAAUUUUGGGAUUACCUAGAAGUUAUUCCAAGUCUAUCUUUUAAGCAUACAGCUGGAUUUGGUUUAUUCAAUUUGAGAGUAUCUUAACGGCUUCCAGGGCUAUUUCUGAGCAGUAGAUGUUACAAGUACUCCCCUGAGCAACCAGUUCCAAGUUCUGUCAUCAAAUCAUAUGUUCCUGUUCCAAAUGGUAACAGAUACAUAAUUUUUAUUUAAAAGAAUGAGUGUAACUAGUAUUGCAUUAAGAGUUGAAACCUGGCUUUUAGCUACGUGGCAUGUAAAAGUACCUCUCUUGUGGCUGGAAGCAUGUAUUAACUGGAUCCAAGAAGAAAAUGAUAAUGUUAAUUUGAGUCAGGCACGAAUAAAUAAACAAGUUUUUGAGCAAUGGCUCCUUACUGAUCUGAAAGAUUUGGAGCAUCCUCUUUUACCUGAUGGCCUUUUAGAAGUUCCAAAAGGAGAACUGAAUGGAUUUUUUGCUCUGCAGAUUAAUUCAUUGGUUGAUGUAAGUCAACCUGCAUAUUCCCAGAUACAAAAGUUGAGAGGAAAGAAUACUAUGAAUGAACUAAUUACAGCUGAAACACAAGUAACCCAAAAGCCUUGGGAAGCAAAGCCUUCACGGAUGUUGAUGCUACAGCUGACUGACGGAAUUGUACAAGUGCAGGGAAUGGAAUAUCAGCCUAUUCCAGCUCUUCAUAGUAAUCUUCCUCCAGGUACAAAAAUUUUGAUUUACGGAAUAAUUUCUUUCCGCCUUGGUGUUCUCUUACUGAAACCAGAAAAUGUGAAGGUAUUGGGAGGAGAAGUAGAUGCUCUUUUAGAGGAAUAUGCCCAAGAAAAAGUACUUGGAAGAUUAAUUGGGGAACCUGAUCAUACAGUUUCAGUCAUACCAAAUAAUUCUAAUCAAAGCAUUCCCAGAAAUACAGAUGAUCAAGAUCUUGUGUUAGGACCUUCUGACGAAGAACUCUUGGCAAGUCUUGAUGAAAAUGAUGAGCUUGCAGCAAUUAAUGCCACCUCAAAUACUAUUCCCACAAGACAGUCAAGUUUUGAACCAGGACUUGUUAUUUCUCCAAGACCAAAGGAGAAACUGCCAAAUCAAUCUGUGCCUUUCACUGAUGGGGAAUUAGAUGAUUUUUCAUUGGCGGAGGCCUUGCUUUUAGAAGAAGCUGCCCAGGAAGAAGAAAAAAUGGAGACUAAAGAAUUGCAGCCAUUAACUUUGAACAGAAUCACAGAUGAAAAUGUAGUGAGAUCUUCACAUAAACCUAAUAGUCCGAAUAAUUUUUUUCUGAUUUGCAAAAAUGGAAACAAUAAUUGUGGUGAAAAAAAUUUAUCUGAACAAAUGACUAAUGAAGACAAAUCUUUUAGUUGUUUAAUUCCUACAGACUAUAACAGUAGUGCUUUUUCAGUUCAUAAUAAUACACCCCUAUACCAUGGUUUUACAAAUAAAGAAAAGAACUCACAGACAGAUAAUAAAGUAAAACAAAGUAUGAGCAGUUCAGAUAUACGGUCCUUAAAUAAUAGACUUUUAAAUGAUGAAAUGGUUAGUUAUGUAUCAAAAAGGAAUUCACAAAUUUCUAAUGAAAAUGAUCACUAUUUUCAGAAUUGUUCUUUAAGAUCUUCAGAGGACAGCACUAAUUCUUCCAUCACCAUGGAUUUAUAUUCUCCCCCCUUUAUCUAUUUGUCUGUUCUAAUGGCCAGCAAACCAAAGGAAGUUAUAACAGUAAAAGUCAAAGCCUUUAUUGUAACCUUAACUGGAAAUCUCUCAAGUUCUGGUGGCAUUUGGAGUAUAGCAGCAAAGAUUUCUGAUGGUACUGCAUAUCUAGAUGUAGACUUUGUAGAUGAAAUACUUACUAGUUUGAUAGGGUUUUCAGUAGCAGAGAUGAAAAAGUUAAAAAAAGAUCCUCUUCAGUACCAAAAGUUCCAGGAAGGUUUGCAGAAAUGUCAGAGAGAUCUAAUAGAUUUGUGCUGUCUAAUGACUAUUUCAUUUAAUCCCUGCUUGUCUAAAGCAACAGUACUGGCAUUAGAAGAUGUUCAUGUGGAACACCUUGAGAACCUAAAGAAACGAUUGAAUAAAUAAUCUACUAAAGUAGUAUUAGCA